Dermacentor andersoni is the source of this 1898-nucleotide messenger RNA. RefSeq names its product elongator complex protein 3 (gene Elp3). Lineage: Eukaryota; Metazoa; Arthropoda; Arachnida; Ixodida; Ixodidae. Gene Ontology annotation, cellular component: elongator holoenzyme complex; nucleus; cytoplasm. Gene Ontology annotation, molecular function: acyltransferase activity, transferring groups other than amino-acyl groups; iron-sulfur cluster binding. Gene Ontology annotation, biological process: tRNA wobble base 5-methoxycarbonylmethyl-2-thiouridinylation. The record is from RefSeq and is a predicted model, not a curated record.
CUUCAUUAAUGGCGGCGCCCAGAGCUUGCUGUGCAUGCGUGUGCGCUUCGUGGAAACUUUGGAUCUGGUUGAUUGCAGGGAUGUUUAUGCGACCUGCGCUUCUGUUAUAGUUCUCGCAUAGAUACAGUGGUGUUUUGAAGAUGACUGUCAAGCAGAAAGGCGUUUCUCAGGAAACCCUCAAAGUCAAGGUAAUCUCGGAGAUCAUCAAGGAGCUUCUCGCAGCGCAAAAGGAACGCAAGGAUGUCAAUCUCAACAGCGUCAAGUGCCAGAUAUCUUCGAAGUACGGGCUGAGUUCCCAACCGAAGAUAGUCGACAUCAUCGCUGCCAUGCCUCCGGAAUAUAAAAAGGUGCUUCUACCCAAGCUCAAAGCGAAGCCAGUACGGACUGCCAGUGGAAUCGCAGUUGUGGCAGUCAUGUGCAAGCCUCAUCGAUGCCCUCAUAUCAACAUGACUGGAAACAUAUGCGUAUACUGCCCUGGCGGUCCAGACUCGGAUUUCGAGUAUUCUACACAGUCUUACACAGGUUACGAGCCAACAUCUAUGCGUGCAAUCAGGGCCCGGUAUGAUCCUUUUCUUCAGACAAGGCAUCGUGUUGAACAGCUCCAGCAACUGGGCCAUUCUGUGGACAAAGUGGAAUUCAUCGUGAUGGGGGGCACCUUCAUGUGCCUGCCUGAAGAUUACCGUGAUCGAUUCAUUCGCAGUCUGCAUGAUGCCUUGUCAGGGCACAACAGCAACUCAGUGGCCGAGGCUGUGAGAUACAGUGAACGGGCUCGCACCAAGUGCAUUGGUAUCACUAUUGAGACACGUCCAGACUACUGCCUCAAGAGGCAUCUUGGAGAUAUGCUCCAGUACGGCUGCACACGGUUGGAGAUUGGCGUGCAGAGCGUUCAUGAAGACGUUGCCAGGGACACUAACCGGGGUCACACAGUCCGAGCUGUGUGUGAAUCGUUCCAACUGGCGAAGGACGCGGGCUUCAAGGUUGUAGCCCACAUGAUGCCGAACCUACCAAAUGUUGACUGGGAGCGUGACCUCGACCAGUUUGUGGAGAUAUUUGAGAACCCAGCAUUUCGCAUGGACGGCCUCAAGAUCUAUCCUACAUUGGUGAUUCGAGGCACAGGGCUGUACGAACUAUGGAAGACAGGUCGAUACCGCAGCUACCCGCCAGGCUUUUUGGUGGACCUUAUCGCGCGCAUCCUUGCACUGGUUCCCCCGUGGACCCGUAUCUAUCGUGUCCAGAGGGACAUUCCAAUGCCACUGGUAACCUCUGGUGUUGAGCACGGCAAUUUGAGGGAACUUGCUCUGGCCCGGAUGAAGGACUUUGGCACGAGGUGCCGAGAUGUGCGCACGCGGGAAGUGGGCAUUCAGGAGAUCCACCACAGAGUGCAGCCGGACCAGGUGGAGUUAGUGCGUCGGGAUUAUGUUGCCAAUGGUGGCUGGGAGACGUUCCUCUCGUACGAAGACCCUCGCCAGGACAUAUUAGUUGGGCUGCUGCGUCUGCGCAAGUGCUCCUCCGACACUUUCCGCCCCGAGCUGCUUGAUGGAUGCUCCAUUGUACGCGAGCUGCAUGUAUAUGGGAGUGUUGUACCAGUGAGUGCGCGUGACCCUACGAAGUUUCAGCACCAGGGCUUUGGAACACUGCUUAUGGACGAAGCGGAGCGCAUUGCUCGUCAUGAGCAUGGUUCACACAAGCUGGCAGUGAUUUCCGGUGUGGGCACACGGAAUUACUAUCGCAAACUUGGAUAUGAGUUGGACGGCCCCUACAUGUCUAAGCUGCUCAUAGCUGACCCUACUUGAGUGCCUCUGCAGGACGUACCUAGUGGCAGGGUUUUAUUGUUGCACUGUUUUUGUGAAAUCGCUAAUGAAUAUUGUACAGAAGGAAUAAAGUUUUGGUGAAGUUUA